Molecule: messenger RNA, 1203 nt
Organism: Carya illinoinensis
Lineage: Eukaryota; Viridiplantae; Streptophyta; Magnoliopsida; Fagales; Juglandaceae
Product: protein FLC EXPRESSOR
Exons: 4
Coding region: 16-999 (327 amino acids)
Source: RefSeq, a predicted model, not a curated record
AAUAUAAAUUUGGAAAUGGAGCAGCAGCUGUGUUUAUUUUUUGUUCUUUUUGGCGAGGCAAGCUUCAGCUGCUGGGAAAUCUGGGACAUGGCCGGACGAAAGCACCGUACUUCCAAUGCCUCGAAACUCCGGGAAGAAGCCCGAAUCGACGACGCUCGCCUCCUUCACCACCUUCGUGGCCCCCACCACCCCUCGCCAUCUGUUAGGUCCCACCACCACCCGAGCUCCGUUGUCCUCGAAGACAGAAUCGCCAUUCAGCACCGCGAGAUCCAAUCCCUUCUCGAGGAAAACCAACGGCUCGCCUCCACCCAUGUGGCCCUCAAGCACAACCUCCGCUCGGCUCAGAUGGAUCUCCGACACCUCUCGGAGAAGGCCGCCGAUGUGAAAGCCGAGAGAGAUGCUCAAGCGAGUGAGUUGUACGAGAGGUGCUUGAAGAUGGAGGCCGAGGUUCGUGCGAUCGAUGAGAUGAGCGCCGAGCUCGCUCAGGUGCGGUCUGAUGUGCAGAAAUUCGGCGGGGCACGCCAGGAGCUCUCGGCGCAGCUCCAAGCCAUCGAGGGCGAUCUCGCCAGGGCACGCUCGGAGUUGCAGCAAGUCCCGCCUAUUAAGGCCAACAUUGAGAGCGUGCGCAAGGAGAUUCAGAGAGGAAGGGCUGCUAUCGAAAACGAGAAGAAAACACGUGCUAGUAACCUCGAGCACAGGCAAGCAAUGGAUAGAUAUAUGAUUUCCAUGACUCGUGAAAUUGAGAAACUACGUGCGGAACUGGCUGAUGCGGAGAAAAGAGCAAGGGCUGCUGCUGCUGCAGCAGCGAUAGCAGCAAACCCAAGUACUGGAUAUGCUGCAAGCUACAGCAAUCAUGGUAUGGCGUAUGGAGGAAAUUCAUACCCUGAUCCUUAUGGAACGGAUCAGUUUCAGGGCCCUGCUGGUGCUGGUUCUCAUCACGAAUCCGGAGUUGUGCCGCAAGGUACUUAUGGCAUGCAACAAACACAUGUACAUAGAUAGGAUCUCAGAAAGUUUUGGAAUAACCAGGAUUUAUGCAUUUUUCCCUUUCUGUUGCAAUUAAGAAAUUAGAUGGCUCGAUGUUGUUUAUAUUGUAUCUUAUCACAUGGUAUACUGCAUUCCUUUCAUAAAUUGUUAAUUAAUAUCUAGAUCAUCACUUAAAACAAAAAAAAAUUGUAUCUUGAUCAAUCAGUCUUUUUUCUGCUC